Molecule: messenger RNA, 2400 nt
Organism: Girardinichthys multiradiatus
Lineage: Eukaryota; Metazoa; Chordata; Actinopteri; Cyprinodontiformes; Goodeidae
Gene: kctd4
Product: potassium channel tetramerization domain containing 4
Exons: 1
Coding region: 288-1064 (258 amino acids)
Biological process (GO): protein homooligomerization
Molecular function (GO): protein binding
Source: RefSeq, a predicted model, not a curated record
GAGAGACAGAGGGAAGGAGAAGGGACUCGGAGCGGCACACAGAGCCUUUCUGUUCUCAGCUCCCACUUUGCUGGAGCUCCUCCACCAGACAGCACUCACCCAUCCACCAUCGCUCUCACUGCACGACAGCUGACAGCACCUUCUUGUUGCAUUCCAGCGGCACGCCAGACCGCACAGUCUGAACGAAACCGAGUGAAAACUGACUCGAUCUCUCUCGCAAACAGAAGCAGGCACACCAGCUUUUCGGGAGGAGAAGCUGGGUUGAGGCUGGAGGGGCUGACUGAAGAAUGGAAUGGAACCUCAGAAGGAUGGAAAGUGAACUGAGGCAUAUCAACCCGGACCUGCUGCAGCCGAGCAAGAGCUUCAAGAAACCCUCCUCAGGCACCAUCACCCUCAAUGUAGGGGGCUUUCUGUACACCGCCCACCGGACCACCCUUUCCAAACACCUGGGGUCCUUCCUGGAAGAGCUGGCCAAUGGCAAGAAGCCUGUCCAGCACACCGACUCUAUGGGCAACCCGUUUAUCGACAGGGAUGGCCCGGUUUUCCGCCACGUGCUCAACUAUCUCCGAACUGGAGAGCUGCAGCUGCCCGAUGACUUCCGGGAGGCAGGGCUCUUGCGGCGGGAGGCUGAUUUCUACCGGCUGAGUGAACUGGUUGAGGCCGUGGCCGAGUGGGAGAACCAUAGGGCGGCCCAGCGGGAACCAGCCUUUCUGGAGGUGACAGACAGCCACGAGAGAUCGCAGGGCCUCAAGGUGUACUGCAGCGACGCUGGCUUCAUUGAGAAGGUCAAAGCGCGACUGGUGCAGAUCUCCAAGAGUCGGCUCGAUGGCUUUCCGGAGGAAUUCGUCGUGUCCUCGAACGUGAUCCAGUUCCGGCACUUCAUCAAAUCUGAGCCUGGCUCACGACUCGUCCUGAAGGAGGACAGCACCUUCCUGUGCACAUUGGACUGUCUGAAACUGGAAACAGUGAUGCUGGCGCUGAAGUCGGGCUUCAAGCUGGUCACCGCCCUAGACAGCAGCAAGGGCUCCGUGGUGACGGCUGAGGCCCUCCACUUUGUAAAAUAGGAUGAAGGGAAAGAAAAGAGGAGAGGAUAGACAGGAACCAGUUAAGUGUGGUGCCCAAGAACCACAAGGUAUCGGUUUGAAAGUCUUGUAAGAUGUUGUUCUGUGCAAUGUGAUUGAACACAGAGAAACAGUGGGUUGGACUUUCUCACGGUGUUUAUAAAGUUACUACACAGCAUGUAUGGGCCGGUAUGAGAUUCUCAUCGUAUGAUAACUUUGACUAAAAAUAAUCAGGUUUCAUGGUAAUUACACAAAUUUUCAAAUAUAAGUGUUAAAGAUUAAGCUGAUCUUAUUUAAAAUAGUAAAGAAAAAAUUUUUCCUACCGAAGUGAAAGAAAUAUAAAAGUUAUAAUAUAGGCAAAAUAAUAUCGGUAAUUUAUUUCUAUAAAAAGGAACUUAAGCACACUUGAUUUUAGCUGGUUAAUUAGUCUUGCUAUCUACUCCAAAAUCCAGCCAGCAGUUGGCUGCACGUUAUUUGCCAACUGUUCCCCUAAUCAGAGUGAUGGUUAAUGCUCCACAUCUGGACUGUCUGCAUUUUCAUGAUAGAAAAUAUUUCCAAACAUCCUAGUUUGUCUUACUUGAAAAGGGAAGAGUGCAUAAACCUUUAAUCAGCAAGCUAACCUAUAGUUCGCAAGCAACAGGUGAGGGAGGAGCAGCUUUUACAAGACUGUUGUCACUAUAGCACUCUCUCCGGCAUCUCAUUAAAAGGACUUUAAACUGCAGGAAUGGUGUGAUGAAAUAUUUAAAAAACAUCUUGAAACCUGUAACCAGCCCCUGCCUACUGCACCAGGGUGACUUAUAAACAAAGUUUACAGCAGAAUUGCAUUUCAACAUCAAAAUUUGCACUCCUCAUUUCCACAACUCAGAAUAAUCCAGAUCAUCCUCACAGAAGAUAGUCGCAGAUAGUCCAUUCUGAACACCGACAGCUUUACCAGUGGGUCCGUUUCUGCUUGUCAACGGCUGCAAAAGCCUUCACAACCAGCCGUGAUGUGCACUGUUGUGCCAUUCAGCUUUUAUAACAGUCCCUGUGUGAGUGCAUGUGUGUGAAAGUGUGUGUGCUGUGCUUCGCUGGCGUAAUAGCUUGUGUUCACUUUAUUAGCUUCUCUGGAGCCUGAAGGGGGAAAAAAAGCACAGCUCAUUAAGGUUUAUCUAGACUGAGAAAACAAAACUUCACCAAAUGUUCAAGAGCAAAGAACUGUGAUGAAUGUAAGGGCUUUGAAUCUAGCAUGAUGCAUGUGCACUGAAUAAACCCUGUGUUUGUCAGCGCUGUGAGCCUCUGUAAAAGCCAACUCUGACUUUUAAAUGUGAAUAUUUUACAAAUAAAGUGAGUGUUAAACUAU